AUGGGAAAUAUGAGAGGCAAUCUUUACUCGAAAGAUCACGAAAAACUUUCUCGACUAGAUGAUAAAUAUUGGGAUUUUACUUGGGACAAAAUGUCCUCCAUAGAUUUGCCAGCAAUGAUAAAUAAAGCUUUGGAAGUUAGUGGACAGUCAAAAUUAUAUUAUGUUGGACACAGUCAAGGAACUUUAAUUAUGUUUGCGCAGUUGUCUAAUAACAAUCGAGAAUUUGUUGAUAAAAUUAGCAGAUUUUAUGCAUUAGCACCUGUUGCCACAAUAAAAUACAUUAAAGGAUUAAUUGAUAUAUCAGGCAAAUUGUUUGGUAUUCAACUUGAAAUUCUGAAUAGACAUUUUGGUUCAAAUGAAUUUCUUCCAAGUAAUUUUAUAACACAACAAAUUGCCCGAACCCUUUGCGGUGCAAAUUGGCAAAAACCAAAUUGUAAAAAUAUUAUGUUUUUAAUUGGCGGGACUGAUAGUAAACAGAUGAAUCAGACUCGUGUAACAGUUUACACAACACAUGCACCUGCAGGAACUUCAACAAGAAAUAUUGCUCAUUGGGCUCAAAUGCAUCAUUCUGGUUUAAUGCAAAAAUUUAAUUACGGGUCAAGAAGGGCAAAUCAAAAACAUUAUGGACAAAUCCACAGAUUUGAGAUUUGGGAUCGCUCUUAUUUAUUAUUUAUUCAGAAUACACCACCAAUCUACAAUUUAACUAAUAUAGCAGAUAUUCCCAUUUAUUUGUAUUAUAGUGAAGCAGAUUGGUUAGCAACUAAAAAAGAUGUUGAGGAAACAAUUCUUCAACAAAUUCCCCAAGAAAAUAUUAAAUUAGCAAAUGAGUUACCCAAUUUUAACCAUUUAGAUUUUAUUUGGGGGCAGGAUGCAGCAGAGGAAAUUUAUGGGAAAAUUAUUAAAGAAAUUAGUGAAGAAGAUUAA
Molecule: messenger RNA, 924 nt
Organism: Meloidogyne enterolobii
Lineage: Eukaryota; Metazoa; Nematoda; Chromadorea; Rhabditida; Meloidogynidae
Source: the annotation of a GenBank genome assembly